AUGCUUCGUUUUAUUUUGUCAUUGGCGGAAGUCCCGCGUAGCGGUUCCCCCACCUGUGCACGCUUGACGGGUUGGUGUGGAGGGAAAAAGAUGGCUGCUCCGGCGGCAACGGCGAGUUGUCCCCCUGCCCUGUGUCCCAAUUACGCCGUCAUUUGUUCCUUCCUCGAGCGCUACGGAGCACAGCUGGACCUGCCGGAGCUCACCUUCCCGCAGCUGGAGCGAUACCUGCGGGACACAUCCUCAGUUCCCAAGUUGCUUGUUGAUCUUCACGUCAAGUUGCUGAGGAAAAUUGGGAAGUCGGUGUCAGCAGAAAGAUGGGAAAAGCAUCUAGUCAAGAUAUGCCAGGAGUUCAACACGGCUUGGGCGUGGGAACUCGAAGAAAAAGGCUACAAGAGUAUGACAUUGGAUAGCAAGACGGCCAUCCUGAAAUAUCUGUGUGAGUGUCAAUUUGAUGACAACCUGAAGUUCAAGAAUGCCAUCAACGAGGAGGAGGCGGACAAGAUGCGUCUGCAGCCCAUCGGCCGUGACAAGGACGGCCAGAUGUAUUGGUUCCAGCUGGACCAGGAUAACAAUGUUCGCCUCUAUGUGGAAGAGCAGGAUGACCUGGACGGCGCCUCAUGGAAGUGCAUCGUCAGAGAUCGCAACGACUUAGCGCAGGUGUUGGCUCUGCUAAAGACACACAUCGAUCCUGAGCUCUUGAAGAGAGACGCCAAAAGUGAAGAGGAUAAAGCAGGUGAGGUAAAGAAAGAUGAGAGCUCAUCAGAUGAUGACAGCAAAGACUCCACCAAGGGGGCCUUCCGUUUGUCACCGAAAACGGAGAGUAAUGGAAAAGUUGAUCACACAGAUGACUUCACGUCAGAAACACCUGAGCUAAAAUCAUCAGUUAACGGCAUUGUGGAAGGUGCGUUCGAAAAGCCUCUGGAUCACAGUUUACCAAACAAAGUCCAAGUCAUCAAAGAAGAGGUGAUGGACAUGUCUGACACCAAGCCCAAGAUGGAAAGCGAGGACCCUGGUCCAAAGUCCUCCCCUGAGGAGUCCACGAGGAACAGUGUAGACAAGAUCCAGCAGAUAAAGAAUGAGCAGCAGGCCAAGAUUCCUCUUAAGAAAAGAGGCAUGAAGUUCGCACCUGUCUCCCAGCUCAAGGAGGACGCCAAAACCAAUACCUUGUCUGAACAGAAACACAGUGGAAAUGAAAAUGUCAACGGUGAAGUACAGCCCACAUUGGAGGCACGUCUCCAGCCUCAUUUGAGUGAAAAGGAAUCAUCUUUCACAAAGGAACAAAAAGAACCUUGCUGUCCGGUGAAUGUCAAGAUUACGCUGGUAGACAAGGAAAAUAUCGUUGCAACGGAGAAGGUGGCAAAAUACAGUUCUAAGGAAGCCGAUGACAGUUUGUCGUUCAAUCACGAACAAAGUAAGAAUUUAAAAGAGCCCAAGAGAACGCACAGGGAUAUGUUAGAGAAAACUGAAAAAUCAAAUCACGAGGUCACAAAUAAAGAGCAUGACUCGGAAAAAACAAAGGUAAAACCGGACCAUGUGGGCCCAUCGACUGAAGAAACAAAGAAAUCAGAGAUGAUGGAAAGGAGUGAGACAGAAAAGCACACCGGUGAGAGCGAAAUCGAUUUGACGCCAGCAAAUAAGGAAGUAUCGCACAAAAACAAAGUUGUGACCAAAAAUGAAGAGGCACAACAAAGCGAUGCAGUGAGCAAAGAGGUGGCGCAAAACCUGACUGUUACUAAAAAGGGAGCUAAGUCAACGAGCCAGCAAUCUCAAGACUUGUCUACCCCAUCUGUAAUCAAAAAGGUGCACAUGGAAGACUUGUGUCAGGAGUUGACAAUUAACGAAGCUGUGAAAGUCAAUAGAGCUUCAGUGUUUAACUCCGAAAAUACAAAAAAGACAGAAUCCAAUAAAGAUGACCAGUGUCACGAUGAUGCCGAGAUGAACGAUUUGCCUUCCAAAACCACAGAAAAAGUUGUGAAUACCGCGAAACUCAACUUGGAAAAAUCACGGCAGGACGACCACCCUAAAAUCAUUGCAUCUAAAACGCCUGAAAGCACAGUUGCCAGAGAACCAGACCUUGUACAGGAACCCGGUGACAAAACGGGGGUGGAGCAGGCGCUAUCUGAAAACAAAAAGAAUGAUGACGCCAGUGAGAAGCUUGAAUUUCCAGAGGGCAAAAGCCAAAGGGAAUCCGCAAGGGACAAAAUUUCCAAAAGCAGUAAAGCAACCGAGGAAGAUGCCCCAAAUAAAUCCACACUGCUUAAACCCAACGGUGAAAGCUCAAUAGAAGAAAGUGUCAUCAAAACUCUAACCGCUAAAAGCAAAAACGAGGUGGCAAACAGCAAACAGGAUCUGCCAGACGUCAAGCUUAAUUGUCAAGAAGGAAUAAAGGAAUUCACAAGGGAUAAACUCAGCAAUAGCGACAGAUACACCCAGAAAGAAGCUGCUGAUGGAUCUAAAACGGUAAAACACGGUGACCAAAAGGCAACAGAUCAACAUGACGACAAAGUUCUGGGGAAAACUGAACGAUCGGUAGACCUGGGCAAGUGCAAAGAACUGGUCGUUGAUGAAGUGAGCAAAAGGAAAGACGAGGAAGACUCAAACAAAAAGGAAAAGAACAGCAGCGAAAUUACACCAGAUGGAGAACUUCAAUGUCAAAAAGAGUCCAAGACUGAAAAUUUUUCCAAAACGAUGGAGAAAGACACUCCAGAUGAAUCCAAAAUGUCGAAACCCAAUGACCAAAACAUGACCCAAGAACUUGACUGUAAAGCUCUGAUGAAAACCAAGCAAUUAGAAGACACGAGCGUGAGCAAAAUUGAGGACAAGUCCAAUAAGGAGGCAGAAAACGUCAACGCUCCGCAGGACUCAAAGCAUAAAUGUGAAACAGAUUCAAGAAUGGAAGACAACUCCAAAACAGUGGGGAAAAGUGCUGAUGAUGGACCCAAAGCUGCGAAACCCAGUGAUCUAAAGGCAAGGGAAGAGUUUCCCUGUAAAACGCCAGUGGAAACGGAGCAAUCAGAAGACACAAGCGCAGUGGCUAAAAGUACAUACGAGGAGCACAAGUCCAAGGUUACGACAGAAACCAAGCUUCAAUGUCAAAAGGAUUCCGCUACAGAAGAAGUUUUCCAAGGCAUUGCCACGGUGGAGGAAGACACUCCUGGUGAAUCUGAAACAACCCAACCUAUUGACCAAAAGGUGACGGAAGACAGCGGCAGAAAAACCCCGGUAGACACCGAACCAUCAGUAGACAAUAGCAAGGAAGAUGGUUCUAAGAUGGAGGCGAAAACUGUUGGCAAAACCCAGCCAGCCACAAAGCGUAAAUGUCAAGAAAGCAAAAACGAUUCUACAACGGAUGAACUUCAUCCAAAAGAUGUUCCUGAAAACAAUGAAACACUAAAUCCAAAACACAGCGAUCAAAAGGCGGAAACUGGGCAGUCGAAAAAUGAAAGCGAGGCGCCUAAAAUGGAAAAAGAGGAAGACAAGUCCAAGAAUCUGCCAGAGGCCAGUCUUGAAUGUCAAAGUGAAAUGGAUUCCACAAACGAUAAAGUAAUUCCAAAGGAUGUUCCAGAAGAAACGGCACAACCCUACGACCAAGCUGGAACUGUAAAACGCAACAGCAAAGAAGCCGUCGCUGACCAGGUGUCGAAAAGCAAAAGCGAGGAAGACGAGUCGAAAAAAGAAGCCGAAAACGGCAGCGAAGUUCAGUUGGAGAAAACGGACGCCCGGUGGAGAGUCAACACGGCGGCCCACCGGCGCAAAGUCAAACUUCAGCAGGAGGAGAAGCCGGGCGACUCCGAUUCGGACACCAACGCGGGUGGCAGGUCCUUGAGACGAUCGCCCAGGAUAUCGAGACCGACGCAAAAGGCGGUGGAGGUCCUCGAAAAGGUGACGGACAAGCCGCAGGAGAAAGAGGACGAAGACGUCAAGGUUGUCGUAAGGAAGCCCAGAGAGAAGAAGGUGAAUCUGGAUGGUCAGGACAAACAAAAGGGGAGAAAGCGGCGGAAGACACGCUGGUCCAACCUGCGCGCCCGCCACAAAAGGAAAGGCUCCGAGGAGGACGACGACGACGGCGACGAGGAGUCCAGCGAGGACGAGGAGAGCGAGGAGGAAGAGGACGACAGCGACGAGGACUACAAGGUGGAGCGAGAACGGAAGAGGCGCCGACGCAACCAGGAGCGGCGCAGCUCAGACUCGUCCACGUCCUCGGACGACGACCUGCCGCCCAACGAUGACCCCUGCAAACAUUGCGGCCUUCCCAACCACCCAGAACUGAUCUUACUGUGCGAUUCGUGCGACAGCGGCUACCACACGGCCUGCCUCCGGCCGCCCCUCAUGAUCAUCCCCGACGGAGAGUGGUUCUGCCCGCCCUGUCAACACAAAAAGCUGUGUGACAACCUGGAAGAACAACUGCUAAACCUCGACGCCGCCUUGAAGAAGAAACAACGGGCAGAGAGAAGGAAAGAGCGUCUCAUUUAUGUCGGAAUCAGCGUGGAAAACAUUAUCACGCCCUCGGCCGAGCUGGAGCAGGAGAAGCAGGAGGUGAUCGUCAAGCAGAAGAAGGAGACCAAACGCAGUAAGAGCUGGGGCCGACGCUCCACCCGGGCCAAGAAAAACAUCAGCUACAGAUUCGACGAGUUCGAUGAGGCCAUCGAGGAGGCCAUCGAGGAGGAUGUCAAAGAAGCAGAGGGCGGAGGAGCCGGUCGCGGCAAAGACAUGGCCAACAUCACGGGCAGCCGGGGGAAGGACAUGGCCACCAUCAUCCAGUCGGAGGAGGGCAAGGAGAACGGCCGACCACCUCGGCCCAACGCCGGCCAGCGCAAGAAAAAGCGGCGACGCCUCAACGACCUGGACAGCGACAGCACCGUGGACGACGACGAGAGCGAGGACGAGUUCCUCCUUAGCGAAAGCUCCGAGGAAGACUUUGUGGCGUCCGACAACGAGACGGCGGCUGAGACGGACGCCGACUCCAACGGCAGCGACGGUGACAAACGCCGCUCGCCCAGUUCCCGUAGCAAGAAGUCGACGAAGCGACGACACAGUUCCCGAAAACGACGGAGACCCAAAGGGUACUCGGACGAUGAGGAAGUAGAGACGGACGAGGACGACGUCGAUGAAGACGAAAUUGCGAGCGAACGUUCCAGCGAGUACAGCGACAGCGACUUGGAUGUGAGCCGGCGGCGCUCGCGGCGAAGCCACCAGGCUCAGGUCAACUACUGCGAGACGUCCGAGUCGGAAGAAUCCCAGGGCGGAAUCAAACCGGAGAAAUUGAAAUCCAGAAAGCGCUUGGACACCUCGGAGAGCGAAGCGAGCUUCUCCAAAGAUUCCGAGGACGGUUCUGGGCGCCAGCGGUCCAAACGGCGAGUCUACUCCUCAGAAGAAGACGAGGAAAAGGAAAAGUCGAGGCAUCGUCGUCGUCAUCUUGCCCUGAAACGCCGGAGAGCGUCGGAAGAGGAGGAAGACUCGGACGACGACUCGGACGAAUCCUCCGAAGAGGACCGGCCCGUCCGCAAACGGGUCAACCGCAUUGACUCUGAUGACGACGACGACGAAGAGGAAAAACCAAAGCAGACGAAAGCCGCCGAGGACAAGACGGCUGAGGAGAAGCCCACUGAGGAGGCUAAGACAACUAACCAAUCAGACUGCAACAACGGGCAGACCACCAAGGACGACGAAGACGAGGACGACCUGCUGGGCGUCACGGACCUCGUGGACUAUGUCUGCAAUAAUGAACAAUUGUAAAAAAAAAAAAAAAAAAAAAAAGGUGUACGAUUUCAUUUUAUGUGCUAUUGUAUUUUUAUAUUCCUGUUAUUUUUAUUAUACCCUCCUCUCAUCAUGUAAAAACAAACAAAAAAAAGUCCUGCUCACCUGUUCUCCAUGUGGCCCCGCGCCUCCUGUUUUCAGUGACCCUAUUCCACAUGGAAAUGCGGGUGGUGGGGGUGGGGAGGGGGGGUGGAACGCUAUUCUGUAGGUUUUUAUACGGUAAUACGGUGGUACCUCUACUUACAAAAGUCUCCAGUAACGACAAAUUCAGGUUACGAAAUGGAAAAAUAUUCUUUAGUUACGAAGGAGAAUUCAGGAUACAAAAGGAAAAAAAAUGGGCGACUGAUUCGCAGCAGCCGAAUUCCACCGUGCGUAAACAUCCUGUGUUUUGGUUUGUGCGGCGCGCUAGAGCUGUCUGUCCUCCCAUUGGCUUUCGCCGUAGCAUCUUCCUGUCAUCCCAUUGGCUAGUAGGGAUGUCGCUAUUUACCCAUGAUGCGUUUCGUUUCCCUCGAGCGCUUCCACACACUAGCGCACAUGGGUAAAGUACAGCCUUUUUCAUUUUUUUUUUUUUUUAAAUUCAUCUUUCUUCAUCAUGGGCCCCAAGAAAUUAGUGGAAUUAAGGGGUGUGUGUGUGUGUGUGUUUACAUUCGUAGGUAUGUUUUCUCUCAGCAGUCAAACGUUCGCCUCCUCCUCCGUCCCCCACGAUGCCUUUUUGCUUCUCACUCCGUCUUCUCUUUGCACAGUCACCCAACGCCAAAGGUAAAUGAACAUCAUUUUUAAUCAUUCGUUCCAUUAUGUACUAUGAAUGCUCGUUUUUUGGCGGGGGAAGGGUUAGGCUAUUUACAUGUAAAAAGCGUUUCUACUUAAGAAAAAUUCACGUUACAAAAAGAUAGAGGUACCACUGAAAAUUAAAAAGGUGUCACGCGUAUGUGAAGGUGUGAAUGUAUACAUGCUCUUAUGAAAUAAGUUUUUUGUUUGAUUUUUUUUUUUGUAUAGUGUACACAAAAGUCUUUAACUGCCAUGUUAUUUUUUUUAACUUUUGGAGGAAAACAAUCCCAGUGAUGCUAUUUACUCAUUUUUUUGUGUGUAGACGUGCACGUGUGUGUAUACUGUAUACAGACACAUACAUACAUAGUGAAUGUGAAGAAAACACUGAAACCUCUGAAGUUGAGCACGCAAAAAGCGUGAAAUUCCCAAAUCUUGAUUUGCCUCGUCUGACGAGGUUUGCUGGUGUUGGCACUUGUAUCAAAGACUUUUCAAAAAAAAAAAAAAAAAACUUUUUCAUUCUUCCAGUUACCUGACAAAGUGAUGUUCAUACGGUCAACGGAUAGCGCCAGCAACUAAAGUUCGCUCAAAACAUUUUGCAACAACUCCCGGGAGUAUUCAGCAAGUGCUCAUUGCUAAUGUCCACACUAAAAUCCAAGACACUCAUCAGUGGCACGCUAGUCUUCGUCGACUUUACUGUAAUCAAUGACCCAAAUAGUUAUUUUUAGAAGACAUGACUUUUUACAUCAUCUGGACCUCAAAAGUCUUUGUUUUUAAACUUUGUCAUCAAUAUCGCAGAAGUUUUCACCAAGUCUUCACAAAAUGACGUUGGCUACUGCAGCUACGUCACUGGUUUCGAUCCAAGACUAGAGCGUGUUUAGGUUUUAAGGACUUUGUUUCUUGUAAUUAAUAUAAUGUUGAUGUCGAAUCAAAAGUAAUUUAUAUCUCACCAGUCAACCAACUGAAUGAAAACAUGAAUAGCUACAUCUAUUCAUACAUAGCUAAUAGCUAGCCAGUCCGUGGCCAGGAGCAAACAUUAGCGGCUAGAAGCUAACAUUAGCGCCUGGAUCAAACACUUUGCAAUAAGUUCCUACCAAAAAAAAGUCAUCAAUUUUGUUUGUGUAUUUUAAAUAAUAUAAUUUCUGUUACCUAGUGACAUUUUAUACAUAGAGUUGUAUCUGUAGAUAAGGCUAUGAGGCACUAGUUCAAAUUCCAACACUAUUAUUGAUGAUACAAAGCUUCUCCCACACACACAAAAAAAAAAAGAAAAUUGAAAGAAACAGCGCAUAUUUCAAAUUUAAAGUCCAAAUUGUACCGCUUUUGUGGGGAUUUUCAACUUGUGAGGUUCCACUGUGUGUUCGUCGCUUGUGGUCUAUCAAAAACAAUGUAAAAAGUAUUAUUUUCCUUGUACAAACUUUUUAACUAAAGUAACCAACUAUUUUGUUUAUUUUAUUUUUUUUUUUGGGGGGGGGGUGCUGGGACGGGAGCUAUUGUCUUCCCUGUUUUUUGUCCGUAACAGUACCUCGUUUUAGAAUUGCAUGGCCAGGCCGGAUAAAGACGCUUCGAAAGGGAGGGGGUCCGCGGACUAGCGCGAUCUUAGCUUAGCACUGUUUAGCGACACUACAUGCUGAGUCACAAUAAAUACAUGGAAUUUGGGUGGUUUUGACUGUUGUACAGUUGAAAUACGCAGUAGCUGCAUGGGAACACAAACAAUGGAAAAGACUGUUGACAAUUGAGUGGAAUUUUUAAUUUUAUUUUUUUUGAACUAUUACCUCAUUAUCAAUGUGGGCGGAACCCGGCGUCCUCGUGUAUAGAACCUAGCUGACCCCUUUUUUUGUCAACUGUUAUUUCCUAAGAUCUUGUACAUUUGUUAUAAUAAAACUGCUUUGA
Messenger RNA from Syngnathoides biaculeatus (alligator pipefish), 8412 nucleotides. RefSeq names its product remodeling and spacing factor 1b, tandem duplicate 1 (gene rsf1b.1). Gene Ontology annotation, cellular component: RSF complex. Lineage: Eukaryota; Metazoa; Chordata; Actinopteri; Syngnathiformes; Syngnathidae. The coding region runs from base 1 to 5736 and encodes 1911 amino acids. Gene Ontology annotation, biological process: regulation of DNA-templated transcription. The transcript has 15 exons. The record is from RefSeq and is a predicted model, not a curated record.